Molecule: messenger RNA, 822 nt
Organism: Paraglomus brasilianum
Lineage: Eukaryota; Fungi; Glomeromycota; Glomeromycetes; Paraglomerales; Paraglomeraceae
Source: the annotation of a GenBank genome assembly
AUGCCACCAGCACUUGCAGCGCAGCCUUCCGCGGCUGCUUCUCCCAAUCCCGCACCACCAGCCCCCAAUCCUCCUCCUCCUGCUAAUGACCCUAACAACGGCGCGAAUAAUGGGAAUGGAAAUAAUCCGAAUACCGCAAAUAGCCCUAAUAAUGCUAACACACCUACAGCUACAGCACCUCCAAAAAAUGCGCCAACUACUGGUCCAUCUAGCAUUAGUGUCGUUGUAACAACAGCCGUAGGGGGGCCAUCGUCAGUCUACAGCAGUUCAACAAUAUCUUCAGCGCCAUCUAGCUUGUCGCCUGACCCUAGUAAUGUCCAAUCGGACUCUAACGGCCCAUCAGCCGGAGCAAUGAUUGGUGGUAUGUUUGCGUUGACGGCAAUUAUCGUUGGCAUAAUCAUGUGUGUAGUGCGCAAGAAAAAGCGAGCGACUGGUGGUAACUUUUUUUCCAAUCGACAAUCACAUCAACUCACCGAUUCUGAAUUUAAUGAUACUCUUGCUAUCGGACAACCUCACUAUUUUGAUGAAAAGACUAACUACUCGAGGGGCUCGAUUGUUUCUAGGCCGGAUUCGACGUACCUCGAGCAUACUGUUGAUUAUAAUAAUGGAAACAGAAUGAGCUUUGCUCCGGUUGUUGGACAAAGACAAAGUUUCUUCACAGCCAAUGGAACUGCCUAUGCACCUCCGGCGUCUUUGAUGCCAGUUAGUGGGCUUGUGAGUCCUUCACCUCGCACCCCGCCUCCUCGCACCCCAACUUACGGUGCUCCAGCAGAGUACGGUUAUUAUCCUAAUCAGUAUGAUGCAAAUGGCAACGCCUAUUAA